Molecule: messenger RNA, 564 nt
Organism: Medioppia subpectinata
Lineage: Eukaryota; Metazoa; Arthropoda; Arachnida; Sarcoptiformes; Oppiidae
Source: the annotation of a GenBank genome assembly
UCGCCGACAGACAGUCCGCCAUUCAUUCACCAUUUGUCGCAUUAUAACGCACCCAAUCCUCACCAGUCGGUCGCCUAUCUCUACAAACGCUUUUGCGACGUCCGGGCCGUCGAGUUUGCGCGCGGCUAUCGGUUGACACCGACCGCUGUCGAGCCCCUCUCCUUCACUGUUCCCAGACUUCGGACCGAGUAUUUUCAGGACGACUUAUUCCCGGCCACUCGUGUCCAAUGGGAGCCGACACUUACGGCUGACCAAUGGUUUGCCGGACAGAACGGACAACCCGUGUAUAUAAGCCUAAAACCGGAAGAAAUGGGUUUGUUAUCCGAAGCACAACCGCCGGCGCCCACAAAGAAAGACAAUAUAAAUGAGAAAUCAUUGCCGAUUCAGUUUGAGGGCGAUAUUCGGCUCAAGAGUUCGCUGGCAUUCCUUAGCGGCGGCCGACAGAAGGAGGAAAUGAUUAUUCAACAAAUGUCUGCAAAGGUUCAGUUCAAAGAGGAUGAAGAGUUGCCUCAAGACAACUAUGAAGGCGUUGAUCCACACGAAUGGGUAUUUAAUGAUGAUUUG